Molecule: messenger RNA, 576 nt
Organism: Rotaria sp. Silwood1
Lineage: Eukaryota; Metazoa; Rotifera; Eurotatoria; Philodinida; Philodinidae
Source: the annotation of a GenBank genome assembly
AUGUUCAAAAUUAAACGUAAAGAACAUCAUCAUAUCAUUCUAACAUUAGGACAAAUGCAAACAGAUGUUAAACGAUAUAAAGCUGUACAAAUGUUAAUGGAUCAAAUAUUUAAAGUACUUAAUUCAAGUCGUAUUGCUCUAACAAGUGCUGGAUUUGUUCCAUCAGUUUCUUCUUUUCCAACUGAAGAAUCAGUUCGUGAACAAUUAUCAUUACUUCUUGAAAAUGUUCUUUUUCUUGGCGAUAUUGCACUUUUCUUUCCUGAUGUAUUUCAUCGUUUUUAUGAUCAAGAUCAACAACGUCGAAUAUUAACAUCAUGGUCUUAUUCUUUUGCUAUUGAAACAGAAUUCUAUGAUGAAAAAUCAUUAGAAAUUUUAUCAUUAAUGGCUCAAGAACUUAAUUUAAUAGAAAAAUCUCCUUCAUUUCACAAUCCUUACGUUUUCAAACAAAAAGAUCAACAAAAAAAACAAUUUGUAUCAAUUGAAAAUCAACCAGACCAAGUGCAAAAAAAGAAAUCAAAAGAAAAAAUCAAGAAAAAACGAGGACCUGGUCUAUCUGGCAGUCGUAUUGAAUUGUGA